CUUGUCUACAAGCGCAGUACCCAGUCUUCUCCUCCUUCCCCUCAUUGCCACCUCUCUUGACCUUAUCGAUCCUUAAUUUCUUUGUUUUCAUCCCAUUCCUAUCACUUUCCUCUCUCCCUUAUCUUAUCAAGCUUCCCUUCAUUCGCUGUUUCCAAUGCUGGAGCCAAUGCCAAUGGAGUAGAAGAUAUGGAGGAAUGUGGUGUAAUGGGGAGUUUAGGGAAGCAGCGGAUGAGAUGGAGUCCAGAAAUGCGUGAAUGUUUUGAGCGGGCUGUUAAUCAUCUUGGUGGCCCUGAUAGAGCCACUCCUAAAGGAAUAUUGAAGGCCAUGUCUGUGCCAGGGUUGACCAUAGCUCAUGUGAAAAGCUACCUACAGAAAUACAGGUUAUCAAAGUUUGUUCCGGAGUCUUCAGAUGCUGGAAAGCUUGCAAGCAGAAAGUUUUCAGAAAUUUUGCCAAAUUUCUCUAGCACUUCUCGAGUUCAGAUCACAGAAGCUUUACAAUUGCAUAUGGGAGGACAACUAGGACAUGCUAAUCAAGUUCAGGUCCAGAAGCACUCAAAAUUGAGGAUUGACCUCCAAGGAAGAUACCUGGAGAAAAUUACUGAUGAACAUUGUGAUUUCAGCAGUAACUGCAAACCAAAUAAGUUUUGUUAUCCUAGAAAACUAAAUCCAUUUCAGAAAUUGGUUGAAUCAAAAAUGAAUGAACAAGAAAACUAUGAGGCUAUCAGCUCUUUCUCUGGUAUCGGUUCGCCUGAAGAGGAAGUUCAAAUCUCCAACAAAAGGCCUCGUAUGACCAACUACACACACCAGAACAUCAUCAAUUAAAUGGCGGAGUGCUUGAGAAGUGGAAGGUUGACCCUACAUGAUAAAUAGAAUUAACAUUGCAAAGCAAGACAAGAGAAGUCAAGAUUGGAGCUAUUUAGUGCAUGAUGAGAUUUCUCCAAUGUAUGUCAUUGCAUACGU
Messenger RNA from Dioscorea cayenensis subsp. rotundata (Guinea yam), 960 nucleotides. RefSeq names its product myb family transcription factor PHL7-like. Bases 187 to 822 code for a protein of 211 amino acids. The record is from RefSeq and is a predicted model, not a curated record. NCBI's taxonomy places the organism in Eukaryota, Viridiplantae, Streptophyta, Magnoliopsida, Dioscoreales, Dioscoreaceae. The transcript is spliced from 8 exons. Gene Ontology annotation, molecular function: DNA binding; DNA-binding transcription factor activity.